UAAACUUAUUAUUGAUUAACAAUCAGGUAACAGUUAGUUAAUAUGGAUGAUAACCAGCAACUGGUCUACAUGCUCUACCAUGGCUGCACCCUCGCCAAGGACCUCGAAAACCGUCUCCGGACGACUCCGAAUCCCGACGGCAUCGCCGACGCCCUCGUCGCGUCCUGCGACGAGAUCUUGGCCGUGUUCGCCAGCUGUAAGGAGAGGCUGCAGCGCCGCGUUCACGAGCAUUGGGUUCAAGACUUGUUUAAAAGCCCGGCCCCCGGUGUGACCCGGCCGGGGAAGUCGAAAGGCUUGUUGCAAGAAGGGUUCCUGCCGUCGCCCCAAUUGGGGUUGAUGGUCGGCGGCGGUAGCAGCGAGACGGCGCAUGGGGUGGCGAUAUUGGACGCACCGGAUUCUACCAGAACUGCUGCACCGAGGCCGAGAAGGAGAAACAACAACGACGAAAAAGAAGUGAAGCUAAUCCCAGCCCCUCAAAUGGGAAAUUUGGAUCUUCCACCCGACGAUGGUCACACAUGGCGAAAAUACGGACAAAAGGAGAUUCUAGGAUCGAUAUAUCCGAGGAGCUACUACAGGUGCACGCACCAGAAAUUCUACGGGUGCCCGGCCAAGAAGCUGGUCCAGCGACUGGACCAGGACCCGCGCACCUUCAAGGUCACGUAUCGCGGGUCCCACACGUGCCACAUGUCCGCCACCGCCCCUUCCGCCGGCGUUCCGGCGGCGGAUUCACUUCCGCCGCCGAUGUCCACCUCCGCCGCCUCCCUAAUGCAGGCGGCGUCGAUCCCGCUCAACUUCCCUGCACCUCCGACCACCCACUGGCUCUCGAUGCAGAACGUCGCCGAUCUCGGCGGCGCCGGAGGUCCUGGACCCUCCGCCUCGAGGGCGGCGGCGGAGAUGCCAGUGGCGGACAUGGCGGACGUGAUGUUCAACUCCGGGAGCAGCAGCAGCAAUAGCAUGGACCUCAUAUUUUCCUCUGAAAAGUGGGAUUACGAAGAAAAAAAAGAUUAA
This is a messenger RNA of Andrographis paniculata, 1008 nucleotides long. Its product is annotated as WRKY transcription factor 55. The coding region runs from base 43 to 1008 and encodes 321 amino acids. The record is from RefSeq and is a predicted model, not a curated record. Lineage: Eukaryota; Viridiplantae; Streptophyta; Magnoliopsida; Lamiales; Acanthaceae. Gene Ontology annotation, cellular component: nucleus. Gene Ontology annotation, biological process: regulation of DNA-templated transcription. Gene Ontology annotation, molecular function: DNA-binding transcription factor activity; transcription cis-regulatory region binding. The transcript is spliced from 3 exons.